AGCUAUCUCGCUCACGCACGUCAAUCAGCUGUUCUACCAACAUGGCCACGCUGAGCCGUUCAUCGGGAAAAUUAUUACGAAAAGUGCAUUUUUUACCAGUUUUAUCGCGUAAUUUUAGUUCCGUUAAGCCUAAUAAGUUCAACAAUUAUGUGUGGAAAAUGUGUGCGUGUGCUGUCGGUGGGGGAAUUUUGUUAUACGCCGCUAAUAUCAAGAAUAGAGGGACCGUCUACGCUCUCAAAGCAAAGCAACCGGAGGAGCUGACGAAGUCUGUAAAGCUCACGUCCCGUGAGCGGCGUUUUAUCAAGUUUGCAAGCGUGGAACAUGGCGGCCAGCUCUACAUGACGCCGCAGGACUUCCUCGAGUCUGUCGUGGAGCAGGAACCGCGCCCGCGUCUGAAGCGCCGCAUCCUCACGACUAAGGAGAUUGAACAGUUGCGCGACCAGGUGCCGCCCUUGAAGAAGGGCUCCCCACAGAUGUUCCGCAACAUGAGAGAUAAAGGAAUCAUCUCCUACACCGAGUAUCUGUUUCUCCUUUCCAUCUUAACGAAACCGGCGUCCGGUUUCCGGAUAGCGUUCAACAUGUUCGACACGGACGGCAACCAGAGGGUCGACAAGAACGAAUUCCUUGUCCUGCUAGCUCUAGUGUCGCCGAGCGCUCUCCGGGAGAAAAUACAACGAGAAGAGCAGCCCAAAAAAAAACCUUCCACAAUGGAGAAGAUCUUCAGUUUCGCGUGGAAAGGCAAGCGCGGAGUGGCGGUGGAGGGCGACGAGGGCCGCCCGCAUGACGCCUUCGUCAACGACGAGCAGGGCCUGCAGCGGCGGCACAGCGUCGACACGCUGCUGCAGAUCCACUUCUUCGGCAAGAAGGGCACAAACGACCUGAAGUUCGAGGGCUUCCGCCAGUUCAUGGAGAACUUGCAGACCGAGGUCUUGGAGCUGGAAUUCCAUGAGUUCUCUAAGGGGCACGAGACGAUCUCAGAAGUGGACUUCGCGAAGAUCUUGUUACGCUACACGUAUUUAGACACGGACGAGUACGACAUGUAUCUGGACCGCCUGCUGGACCGCGGGGCUGUUGAUCGCGGGAUAUCCUUCGAGGAGUUCAAGACCUUCUGCCAGUUCCUCAACAACUUGGAGGACUUCACUAUCGCCAUGCGCAUGUACACGCUUGCCGACCACCCCAUCUCCAAAGAGGAGUUCCAGCGCGCCGUGCUGAUCUGCACGGGCGUGGCGCAGUCCCCGCAGCUGGUGGGCACGGUGUUCGCCAUCUUCGACGCGGACGGCGACGGCCGCCUCAGCUACAAGGAGUUCAUCGCCAUCAUGAAGGACCGCCUGCACCGCGGCUUCAAGUCGUACGCAAAAAACGAGGGUUGGGAGGCGUUCAAAACGUGCGUCAAGCAGGAGAUGAAGAGUGCCGUGUGAAAGAACCUCGCAACAGAGUUCCGUCUCCAACUAAACGUAUUUAUAAUAUUAGCCAUCUUGCCAGUCAUCGUCGAUCUCUUAGUUGUUUACUCGAUAGCACUCCUGAGAUAAUUAUUUAAUUCCUAAUACGCGUAACUUGCACAAAAUUCAUAUUAAUAUCAUAUACACUCCAUUGGCUCAAAAUAUUAUUAUAUUAAUUAAUUAGUCACAUUUAUUUGACGUUAAAAA
Molecule: messenger RNA, 1646 nt
Organism: Melitaea cinxia (Glanville fritillary)
Lineage: Eukaryota; Metazoa; Arthropoda; Insecta; Lepidoptera; Nymphalidae
Gene: MICU3
Product: calcium uptake protein 3, mitochondrial
Exons: 11
Coding region: 42-1418 (458 amino acids)
Biological process (GO): calcium import into the mitochondrion; mitochondrial calcium ion homeostasis
Cellular component (GO): uniplex complex
Molecular function (GO): calcium ion binding
Source: RefSeq, a predicted model, not a curated record